This is a messenger RNA of Cercocebus atys (sooty mangabey), 3688 nucleotides long. It is a transcript of the gene PGGHG, whose product is annotated as ATH1, acid trehalase-like 1 (yeast). The record is from RefSeq and is a predicted model, not a curated record. Gene Ontology annotation, biological process: carbohydrate metabolic process. Bases 395 to 2680 code for a protein of 761 amino acids. NCBI's taxonomy places the organism in Eukaryota, Metazoa, Chordata, Mammalia, Primates, Cercopithecidae. Gene Ontology annotation, molecular function: catalytic activity. The transcript has 13 exons.
UGCGUGCGGGAAGGCCCCGGACGCGACCCAGGGGAGCCGGGGCUGCAGCCGCGAGUCCACGUCCCGCCCCCGGGCCCAGCGACCGCCCCCGCCGCCCAGCGACCGCCCGGGCCCUCGGGGGCGGGGACCGCGGGCCUUCCUGGUGGCGCGGCAGCCGGGCGGCUCCUCCUUCCCCCGGCCCUGGCGUGGAGCAGAGGGACACAGGUUUCCACGCUGGCGCCCGGCGACCGGGUGGGGCUGCGGAGGGGCCUCAGGAAAAUCGGGGCUGCCCAGCUGGUUCUGCAACUCCCCCCAGUUCUGAGGGAGGCUUCAGGGGAUUACAGACGGUCUCAAGAGGGCGGCUCAGCCAGUCCCGGGGCCCCUGAAUCCCCAUCAGGCCGCUCAGGCCCAGCCCAUGGAGGACUCCGGCGAGGACCCCACCACGUUUGCUGCCCACUCGCUGCCCAGUGACCCCCGUCUCUUGGCCACUGUGACCAACGCAUACCUGGGCACACGAGUGUUUCAUGACACGCUGCACGUGAGCGGCGUGUACAAUGGGGCUGGCGGGGACACGCACCGGGCCGUGCUGCCCAGCCCCCUCAACGUCCGGCUGGAGGCCCCUGCAGGGAUGGGGGAGCCGCUGACCGAGACCUUUGCCCUAGACACCAACACAGGCUCCUUUCUUCACACCCUGGAGGGCCCCCACUUCCGGGCCUCGCAGUGCAUCUAUGCGCACCGCACACUGCCGCACGUCCUGGCUUUCCGUGUGUCCAUCGCCCGCCUGUCCCCGGGGAGCGGGCCCAUCACGCUGCUGCUGUCCUCAGCCUUCUCCCCGGAAAGCCCAGACCUGGACCUGCACCAGGGUCCUGACUUUCAGGGAGCCAGGUACCUGUAUGGCCACACGCUCACCCCUGAGCAGCCCGGGGGGCCACAGCAGGAGGUACACAUGCUGUGGACACCAGCACCCCCAGACCUGACCCUUGGGGAAGGUGAGGAGGAAAGGACAUGGGACUUCCUGACGGUGGUGGGCGGCAGCCGGGCUGAGGCUCAGGCCUGCCUCACUGAGGCCCUGCAGCUGCAGGCCAGGGGAGCUCUGUACACGGCUCACGCACAGGCCUGGGCCCAACUCUGGGCAGAAUGUGGCUUGGACAUGGUGGGGCCCCUGCCGCUGCGCCAGGCCCUGCGUGGCUCCCUCUACUACCUGCUCAGUGCCCUACCCCAGCCCAAGGCCCCAGGAUACAUCUGCCAUGGCCUCAGUCCUGGGGGCCUCUCCAAUGGGAGCCGUGAGGAAUGCUACUGGGGCCACGUCUUCUGGGACCAGGACCUCUGGAUGUUCCCGAAUAUCCUGAUGUUCCACCCCGAAGCCGCCAGGGCCAUCCUGGAGUACCGCAUCCGCACGCUGGGCGGGGCCCUGGGGAAUGCCCAGAACCUGGGCUACCAGGGAGCCAAGUUUGCCUGGGAGAGUGCAGGCUCCGGCCUGGAGGUUUGCCCUGAGGACAUUUACGGAGCCCAGGAGGUCCAUGUCAACGGGGCCGUGGUGUUGGCCUUCGAGCUGUACUACCAUACCACCCAGGACCUGCAGCUCUUUCGAGAGGCUGGUGGCUGGGACGUGGUCAGGGCUGUGGCCGAGUUUUGGUGCAGUCGUGUGGAGUGGAACCCCAGGGAGGAGAAGUACCACCUGAGGGGUGAGGGCCACAGUGGGGAGGGGCUCAGGGAGGAAGGGUGGAUGUUCCCAGACUCAGCAGAUGUUUUCAGACACCUCACGUGUGCCAGCCCCACGCCGACCGCCGGCGUGGAGGGAAGGCCUCUGAGGCUCUGCACUGAGCACCAUCUUGGACUUGUGUGUCCAGGAGUCAUGUCCCCCGACGAGUACCAUUCAGGGGUCAACAACUCUGUGUACACCAACGUCCUGGUCCAGAACAGCCUGCGUUUUGCUGCUGCCCUGGCCCAGGACCUGGGUCUGCCCGUCCCCAGCCAGUGGCUGGCAGUGGCUGACAAGAUCAAGGUACCCUUUGACGUGGAGCAGAACUUCCACCCGGAGUUCGAUGGGUAUGAGCCUGGAGAGGUGGUGAAGCAGGCAGAUGUCGUGCUCCUGGGAUACCCCGUCCCCUUCUCCCUGAGUCCUGAUGUUCGCAGGAAAAACCUGGAGAUUUACGAGGCUGUGACAUCCCCCCAGGGCCCCGCCAUGACCUGGAGCAUGUUUGCUGUGGGCUGGAUGGAGCUGAAGGACACAGCGCGGGCCCGGGGCCUCCUGGACAGGAGCUUUGCCAGCAUGGCUGAACCCUUCAAGGUGUGGACGGAGAAUGCAGACGGGUCAGGUGCUGUGAACUUCCUGACAGGCAUGGGGGGCUUCCUGCAGGCGGUGCUCUUCGGGUGCACGGGGUUCAGGGUCACCCGAGCAGGUGUGACCUUUGACCCCGUGUGUGUGUCGGGGAUCUCCAGAGUGAGCGUCUCUGGCAUCUGCUACCAGGGAAACAAGCUCAACUUCUCUUUCUCCGAGGACUCCGUGACCGUGGAGGUCACGGCCCGAGCAGGGCCCUGGGCUCCCCGCCUGGAGGCUGAGCUGUGGCCGUCCCAGGCCUGCCUCUCCCUGUUGCCAGGACACACGGUCUCCUUUCCCCGCUCGGCUGGCCAGAUACAAAGGUCACCCGCGAAUCUGCCUGGGAGUUCCAGCUCCGGGUUCCCUGGGAGGACUUUUUGAAGAUGUUGGGUACCUGCUCCAGAGCCGCAGGGCCCCCUCUGGGUCACCCUUGGUCCCUCCAGCCCCACUGAGUCACUCACCGUGGACCCUGCCCCUGAACAAUCAGGAACGUUGGCUUCAGAGAUGCCUCUUCCUUCCCUCUGGCCACUCCUGCACCCACUCCUCCUGGACACCCUCGUAGCCUGCCACCCCUCACCUGCAGCCAGGCUCUCAGGGAAGGUCCACGCUGCUUGGCCUGAGUUCAAGGCGUUCUGCCUGUGGCCUGGACUCCCGUGGACCCCCGUGGGCAGGUAGCUUCCCCGUGGCAUCCCCACACCACCUCUGCCUGCCCCUGUGGACUGAUGCUGUCACGCACCAUCCCAUGGCACCGCCCCGAGCUCCUGAAGCCAGGGUCUGAGCCGACAUCACCUCUGGCCUCUCAUCCCCUACUCUCCUGAGAGCCGUGGUCACAGCGGCCGGCCGCUCUGCUGAGAUGGCAGAGAGGCAGGUGCAGGCCUCAGCGGGGACAGCAGGGAUAAGGGCACGAAGGAAGGGGACUCGGCCCCUUCAGAAUUCCUCCAGACUCUCAGGUGCAGCUUUGCCAAAAAGGAACUUUUCACGCCAUGCGGCUGUGGGACUUAGUCUCAGUCCCAGGCUCCUCUUGACUCUGGGCAGCCGUAAUCAGGUUGGGCGGCCUCUGCCACAGCGUGGGGUGGGAUGGCUGUCUUUCCUCAACCACGCAGCUUGUGAGGACGGGUGGGGGAGUGGGAAGUGGGAAGUCACCAGAGAACAGGAGAGAGAGAUGAGAGCGAGACCCCAGCGCUCUCCACAGACCAGCCAGAGGGGCUGGAGCCAGACGUGCAUGGGUUCAAGGCCCUGGCCCUGCCCAGCCUCUGUCUCGGGGCCUCAGCCCCAGUUUCCCAAGAACAAGAUGUGACGGCGUCUGCCGCCGAAACCCUGAUGAGGACCAGGCCCCCUGCUCUGCGGUCAGCCUGAGGAAUUAAAGCUUUGGUGCUGGGAAGAGUAUUA